GGACCGCGCCCCUCCCCCGCCGCCCGGCCCCAGCGGCCCCGCGGGAGCGGACGCGCGUGCGGUACUCGGUGACACCAUCAGUCAGUCCGUUGCAGCCCCCUGUGCCAGGAUGAUUCGAGGAUGUGGAUGAUCUGGAGUCCAUCUAAAGCCUGGUCGAGGUCCGCAUGCCGCCACCAUCCUGGCUCCUGUCCCCUAGCCCGGGCCGUGCAUUCCCUCCAGGAGGAAGCACUACAGUGAGUCUUCGGAGCCUGCAGAGCAAGCAAGUGGCCGACGACGGAGGGACCCCGGGCCAGCGGCUUCUCGGUUUGUUGGAAACAUUCUCCCGCAGCGGCUCUGCAAGAUGACCAGCCUGUUUCGCAGGAGCAGCAGCGGCAGCGGCGGUGGCGGGGCCACCGGGGCUCGCGGGGCCGGGACGGGGGCUGGAGAUGGCAGCACUGCCCCUCAGGAGCUCAACAACAGCCGGCCGGCACGCCAGGUGCGCCGCCUCGAGUUCAACCAGGCCAUGGACGACUUCAAGACUAUGUUUCCUAACAUGGACUACGACAUCAUCGAGUGCGUGCUGCGUGCCAACAGCGGAGCGGUGGACGCCACCAUAGACCAGCUGUUACAGAUGAACCUGGAGGCGGGUGGUGGCAGCGCCUAUGAGGACAGCUCGGACUCGGAGGACAGCAUCCCGCCGGAGAUCCUGGAAAGGACUCUGGAGCCCGAUAGUUCUGAGGAAGAGCCCCCACCUGUGUAUUCACCACCAGCGUACCACAUGCACGUGUUCGACAGGCCUUACCUGAUGGCUCCUCCGACCCCACCUCCCCGGAUUGAUGUCCCGGGCUCCGGACAACCUGCAAGCCAUAGGCGCUACAGAAACUGGAACCCACCCCUGCUGGGCAGCCUCCCUGAUGACUUCCUCCGAAUCCUACCCCAGCAGAUGGACAGCAUUCAGGGUCACCCCGGGGGCUCCAAGCCUAUGAGUAGAGAGGGAGGCCCACCUCCAGCGCCAGGGCCCGUGGCCUGUGACCAGGACAGCCGCUGGAAACAGUACCUGGAGGAUGAGAGAAUCGCCCUCUUCCUGCAGAAUGAGGAAUUCAUGAAGGAGCUGCAGAGAAACCGGGACUUCCUCCUCGCCCUGGAGAGAGACCGAUUGAAAUAUGAAUCCCAGAAAUCCAAACCCAGCAAUGCGGCGGUUGGAAAUGACGGUGGCUUUCCCUCCUCUGUCCCAGGAACCAGUGAUACCAACCCCACUGUGUCAGAAGAUGCCUUAUUCAGGGACAAGCUGAAACACAUGGGAAAAUCUACGCGCAGGAAGCUGUUUGAACUCGCCCGAGCCUUCUCCGAGAAGACCAAAAUGAGGAAGUCAAAGAAGAAACAUUUACCGAAGCUUCAGUCGCUGGGGGCUGCUGCAUCCACAGCCAACCUCUUGGAUGACGUGGAGGGCCACGCUUACGAGGAAGACUUCCAGGGUAGGCGGCAGGAGGUGCCUAAGGUGGAAGAGGCCCUAAGGGAAGGACAGUAAGAGGUGCCAGCAGCUUCACCUUGCCAGAGAUGUUCUGACUGGGUGGGGGCAACCAGAGAGCAGCACCAGUACCCCCCGCUGCAGCCCAGACAGACGGUGCUCGCACACCAAGGCUCAGGCUUCUUCAGCCACACAGUCCAGCCCAGCCACUGCCGCUUUCCACAGACAGGAGAAUUUUCAGAGCUGCUUGUGAUUGGAGGAGGGGCCUGGAGCCUUCGAGACAGCAGCCAGCCAGCCACAAACCCCACUUGUAGUCUGGCUCCUCCUCUAUAGGGGAUGAGCAGAAAUGCAGGAACCACCCCCCCUUUCCAAAAGAAAGAAAGAAAGAAAGAAAGAAAGAAAGAAAGAAAGAAAGAAAGAAAGAAAGAAAGAAAGAAAGAAGAAAAAAAGAAAAGAAAAGAAAAGAAAAGAGAAGAAAAAGAAGAAAGAUCCCAAGGUUGCAGUUUAGGAACUGACAAGAUGACCCAUGUGGAGCGCUUUGGGCCUGAAGAGAGUUCGGUUUCUUUCAUGUCGCUCCUGACCUGCCACAGUGGGUCCGAUCUAUACCCUCCCCCAAGCCCCUGUGGCCUCCCCCCCCAAAGGUCUCCUGCACCUCAGCCUUGUCGGGGACUGCUGACUCUUGGCUCCAACCCUGCACAGAACUCUGGACACUUAGGUCUUGUCAGGUCCAGUUUAUAGGGCUGCUUCUAUUAAGGGCUGGCUGUCACCUCCAGCAGCCUCCACUUGACCCAGCAGGGAUGGGGAGAGUGACCCCGGAGCUGGAGGAUUCUGUUUAGGCAGGGUCUUUAGGUAGGUCGAACACAGAAACUGGUUCUAAAUUUACAUCACAGUGGAGUACCCCAGGGGCUGGACCGGUCCUGCUGUUUUUUUUUUUUUGUUGUUGUUGUUGUUUUGUUUUGUUUUGUUUUUUGUAAGAUGGGAAGGUGCUGGAGUUUCAGAGUGGAGGUGACCCCAAGUGAAAAGGUGCAGACUGACGUGCAAGUUACCGAGGCUGCCAACCUGGGGCAGGGGAGUGGGGCGGCAAGCACCUAGAACAAGAACUUGCCCGGUGCCUCAGGAUGGAGAAACCAGAGGCGAUUUAAGGAACCCUCACCAACCACUGCCACAGGACGGAGGCCGCACCCGUGUCCCACUCGCCCCAUGACCUGGGAACGCGCUGACCAUUUAGAAAGAUCUGGGAAGUCUGGACAGGUGCGGCAGUCCUGGUUGAGAAUGGGAUCCGAUGCGUGGGUGGUGGGAGCUGCUAAGGAUUGGCAGAAAAUGGGAGCCUGGUGGGCAUGGGACCGCAAACGCCUCAACUCCUGCGGGUCAGUCGAGCUUCCCCGGGCUCGGAAGAGCGGUGCAUGCAGAGAGUGACCAAGUGGGGAAGCGUGCGCAGCCAGUCCGGGUAGGGGGUGGGGACCACGUUGGCUCCGAGCCAGGCCGUGAACCCUGGAGAGAAGGACAGCUACCCACCUCCAGGAGCCCCGGGAGGCUAAACUGAGCUCCAGACUGUCUGGGUUCUCCCUGCUCCAAGGCCGGGCGUACUCGGGGAAGCCCUAGGUUUGUGUGUGUCACUUUGUUAUUUUUUUCCCUCCAGUGUGUGUGUGUGUGUGUGUGUGUGUGUGUGUGUGUGUGUGUGUUUCCCCUUGGAGCUGUUUCAUAGGAAUUCCGGUAAUAAAGACUUGGUGUUCUCUUGGU
Mus pahari (shrew mouse) is the source of this 3187-nucleotide messenger RNA. It is a transcript of the gene Cuedc1, whose product is annotated as CUE domain containing 1. The transcript has 11 exons. Gene Ontology annotation, molecular function: ubiquitin binding. The record is from RefSeq and is a predicted model, not a curated record. Bases 341 to 1507 code for a protein of 388 amino acids. NCBI's taxonomy places the organism in Eukaryota, Metazoa, Chordata, Mammalia, Rodentia, Muridae.